AUGAAGAAUCACAAGCAAUUACUUUCCAUUAACGACUUACCACCGUCAAUUCCAGCAUUCAAUAUAGUUGACUUGGCCCAUGCUGUGGAUACAUUCAGACCUUGUCUGUUCAACGAUUACGAGUUGCCGCAUGAGCUUCCAGUUUAUGACAAGUCAACGGGUACGUUCAAGCGAUUCAUAAACAGGAACAGAUUGCUGAGGAGAGUCGCUAGUGCGCCACCAAUGGUUACGAGAAAUGAUAAGGAAUUGCCUGUGGCACCAGAUGCAAAGAGAAAUGCGGUGCCGUUGGUCAUGAACAAGGGGCCAGCCCGGCCUUUAAGAAACCCGCGACCAAGGAUAGUGCUGGGACCACCGGUACCACCAAAGGAGCCACAGUAUGGUAUCAUCUCAUGGCACAAGCCUCCUGCGGUACCGUUGCGUCAAAGCUGCUCCAAGCGAAGAUUCCUGCUGCAACAACUUUCGGAACUUUCUGCAUCGUAUCAAGUUGAGCCGUUGAAGCUGAGGAGUAUACAAAGUAGCAUGCAUAAGAUGCCACCCGUGUCUCCAUUAUCUCCAAAAGACACCCCUCUUGUGUAUCCCGUGGAUAAUGAAGUUGAUGAUUUCCUUUCGGAUGAAGCGUGGUGCUAUCGAGAUAUGUACUGA
Molecule: messenger RNA, 642 nt
Organism: Lodderomyces parapsilosis
Lineage: Eukaryota; Fungi; Ascomycota; Pichiomycetes; Serinales; Debaryomycetaceae
Exons: 1
Coding region: 1-642 (213 amino acids)
Source: RefSeq, a predicted model, not a curated record